AUGGCUCCCCCGACCAGCCGAUCCGGGUUCCAAAUCGCCUUCGUUACUGCCGUCCCCACCGAAUACGACGCGCUUUAUGAGUUGUUCGAUGAGAAAUAUGACAGAAACGGAACGAUAUAUGGCAAAGGCCCGGGAGAUUUCAAUAUCUACACCACUGGGAAAAUGGGCAAAUACAACGUUGUUCUUCUCUGUUUGGCGGAUAUCGGCAAGAUGCAUGCCGCUCAAGCCGUAUCAAGUCUACGGAUGAGCUAUCUCGGCAUCAAAUAUGUCUUCGUCGUGGGAAUAUGUGGUGGAGCGCCUUUCGACGGAGACCAUCCGAUUUACUUAGGCGAUGUGAUUAUAAGCACCCGCCUUAUCGAGUAUGAUUACGGGCGCCAAUAUCCCGGUAUGUUCAAACUGAAGGACACAUACCUGAAAACGCAGAAUCUUGAGGUUAGGAACCUGCACAGAUUUCUCAGCACAGAGAUCUCCAAGCUCGACUUUCAGGCACGCGUAUCCCAUCAUCUUGCCCAACUUUCGCCCCAGCGAUCGAAGCCCCCUAUAUCAGCACCGGAUAUCUUGUACAAUUCAGAUUACGUCCAUCGACAUCGCGGGUCGAGCCUCGCCUGCGAUUGCUCCACCUGCGACAUCUGCGAAGAAGCGACUCAUCAAGGCUGCGACAAGCUUGGAUGCGAGGAAGGACAAAUCAGGCGUCGACGCAUCGAAACUCAUGGGCCCAACAUCCACUUCGGCGCGAUGGCUUCGGCAGAUAGGGUCUUGAAGUCCGGGAUAGACCGGGAGUGGCUAACGAAGACUCACGGUGUUUUGGGCUUUGAGAUGGAAGGAGCGGGGCUCUGGGACGGAAUCAUAUCAUGUACCAUUAUCAAAGGCAUUUGUGACUAUGCUGAUAGUCAUAAACGGAAGACGUGGCAGGACUUCGCCGCGGGUACUGGUGCAGCAGCCACCAAGGCUAUCCUAGAGCAGUUGACGCUCAGCCCAGACGACCAAUGCAUCGAAAAUCGCAUCAUGAUUCCCUUCGCGCGAAAUACUUAUUUUACUGGUCGCCAGGACGAACUAAAAGAGUUGGAGGAAAUGAUAUCUACACCCGACGGUCCCAGAAAGCUCGCGGUGACUGGCUUGGGAGGGAUCGGAAAAUCGCAAAUCGCCCUGGAGCUCGCCCACCGGCUGAGCAAGACAGACGCUAAACGCCUGGUCUUCUGGAUCCCAUGCACCAGCUUCGAAACCAUCGAGCAAGGCUUUGUGGACAUCGUUCAAACAUUGGAUUUGCGAAAGGCGGACCCUGCGGAGGCAAAGGAGACAGUCCAGGUUCAUCUCAGUCAACACCUUACCAAGUGGCUGUUGAUUCUCGACAAUGUCGAUGAUGAGAGUGUCUGGGUCUUUCUUGAGAAGUUCUUACCGCAAAGUGAUGAGGGCCGAACACUUGUCACCACCCGCACCUGGCAAGUGGCUGCCAAGGUGGCCGGAACUAGUGGAUCUGGAGCGCUGAAGAGGAUCGAACAACCUAGUGAAGAAACGGCGAUAGAGAUGCUGAAGACCAGAUUGUUCAACAAGGAACUGGUCGACGAGACGGAGGCGGCUACUGCCCUUCUGCGGCGAUUGACCUACCUACCCCUGGCAAUUACCCAAGCCGCCGCCUAUAUCAGUCAGACGGGGCCCGAUGUGACGCUGUCAGAUUAUCUUCGCCUCCUCGACAACCAGGAGCAAGAAGUCGUCAAGCUCUUAAGCGAAAACUUCAGAGACGAGACGCGGUACGUGGAUGCUCCGAAUCCUGUGGCCAGCACCUGGCUUGUGUCUUUCGAGCAGAUUCGAAAAUCCAACUCCUCCGCAGCUCAGUUUCUCUCAUUGAUGGCAUGCGUUGAUCCAUGUCGGAUUCCGCGCGAUUUCCUCCCAUCGCUUGAGUCCGACAAAGAGAAGCUGGAGGCUCUCGCGCUACUGAGCGGUUUCUCUUUCAUUACCAUGGAACCUCGUGAAGGCCUAAUAACGCUCCAUCGGCUUGUUCAUCUUGCCACACGAAACUGGAUGAGGAAGAACGGCACCUUGACGGGGUAUCGCCAGCAAGCAGUAGAUCUGAUCGACACAACCAUGUUCGAUGCUACCGACGGAAACAAACCACUGGUCAGAAAGUUACUACCACACUCAUUCGCUCUAUUGAAUGACAUACAGCCUGACUUCGAUGUCAGACCUCGCGAUUUACAUCAAUUGACUGCUGUCUUUCUUAACUACGAAGGAAGACACCAAGAGGCGCGGACAGUGCUCAGACAGGUCUUGAGCUUCCUUGAAGCGGUAUGUGAGGAUGGCGACUCUUUGGUCCUGACCAUGAAAGCCACAGUAGUAAACACAUACAUCGACCAGGCCCAGUUUGACAAAGCUGAACAGCUGGGGUUGUAUGUUUUGGAGAAACGCAAAGAAUUCCUGGGGACUGAACAUGCAGACACACUAGACAGCAUGAACCAGCUCGCAGGUCUUUACAAAAAGCAAGAAAAGUGGGACAAAGCGAUGCCGUUGUACCAACAGCUAUUGGAUAUGCAAAAGCAGGGCCUUUCAGCGAGAGGCGAUACAGCACUAAGCGGCAUGAAGCAUCUCGCCGCGACAUUCUCUGCCCUUGGGGAUUUGAAAAAAGCGGAGGAAGCACAGUUCCAGGCUCUCAGAGCUGCACAAUAUAUGCUUGGGCCCGAUCAUGAGGAUACUCUUUUCAUCAUGAAUCAGCUUGCGACAACUUAUCUGUGCCAAGGCCGUCAUGUGGAAGCUCGGGUGUUAGCGAACAAAGUUCUUGAUGAGACCCGGAAGAAUUCAAAACUUGGUCACCAUCUGGUAACGAGUUCAAGCGUUUUGGCUGCGAGUUACGAAAUCCAGAGGGAGUGGGAGCAAGCGGAGGAGUUUGCAGUACAGGCAUUCGCCAAAGCUGAGGAAUUUUUGGGGCCAGAUCAUCCGCACACCCUGAGAACCGUUGAUCCUCUCGUGAGGAUAUAUAUACGCCAGAAAAAGUGGAAGGCGGCACAGGAUGCCGCAGCGCCCGCCAUCGACACGGCAAGGACAAAACACGGGCCACGGCAUCCCUUGACCCUGGCACUCAUGUCCAGUCUGGCGUUGGCGUACCGGCUCCAAGAACGAUGGCCGGAAGCAGAGAAAGUCGAAUUGCAAGUAUUCCAGGGUCAAAUGGAUGUACUAGGACUGAGACACUCCAAAACCCUGGCAAGCAUGGAUAGUCUACAAGAAAUACAGACUGCACAAGGGCGAGGGGAAGAGUCAAAGAGGCUAAAGGAGCAAGCGCUGAAGAUUGAGGUAAAGGAACAAGGACGAGGAUUAGGAAACCCUGAAGUCCUCGAGAACAUGCAUAGACUCGCUCUGACAUGGCACGGCCUGGGGCGACUUGAGGAUGCUCAGGAGCUUAUGGCUCGAACGCUUCAACUUCGCAAAGAAGUGUGCGGCUUGAAUCACGAGGCAACUGAAGCUUCUGCCAAAGUGCUUGCUUCAUGGGAAGAGGCGAUACCACCAGAGCGAUCCCGACUUCGAGAGCGACUGCAUCCGCGAACCUGGCUGGGCAAAAUUCGCAGCUCCUCGCGAACAGCAACUGCACUGAGGAAGCCCUUUUGA
Messenger RNA from Aspergillus calidoustus, 3594 nucleotides. The record is from the annotation of a GenBank genome assembly. Lineage: Eukaryota; Fungi; Ascomycota; Eurotiomycetes; Eurotiales; Aspergillaceae.